Molecule: messenger RNA, 588 nt
Organism: Patella vulgata (common limpet)
Lineage: Eukaryota; Metazoa; Mollusca; Gastropoda; Patellidae
Product: putative amine oxidase [copper-containing]
Exons: 3
Coding region: 1-588 (195 amino acids)
Biological process (GO): amine metabolic process
Cellular component (GO): plasma membrane
Molecular function (GO): quinone binding; copper ion binding; primary methylamine oxidase activity
Source: RefSeq, a predicted model, not a curated record
AUGCAGUGGCAGUUUGAUUUCCGGUUGUCUCCCUUUACUGGUCCAGCAUUAUUCGAUAUUCAUCUGAAAAAAGAAAGACACGCGUAUGAAGUUAGCCUACAGGAAAUAGCCGCCUUUUAUUAUGCAUCUAAUGAAGGCGCAAAGACCUCGUCAUUUAUACAUGGCAGUGUUCUACUUGGAACUCACGCGAAACCCUUAAUUCCCGGAACAGACUGCCCGGAAACCGCCACGUUUAUUAAUACUACCUUUAUGGUGGAGAAGUCGGAUGAACCCUUUGUAGCGCAGCGGUCCAUGUGCAUCUUUGAACAAUAUACGGGAACUCCUUUAAGAAGACACAUAGCUUAUGCUACAACAGAAGGAGGCUUCUAUGAAGGCAUGGCGGACUCGUCUUUAGUCAUGCGCACCAUACUGGCCAUUGCUAACAACGAUUACAUAAUAGAUUAUAUCUUUCACCAAAACGGAAUUCUGGAAACCAAGGAUCUUGUUAUCUGGAUUACAAUGGGAAUGUACCAUAUACCGCACACAGAAGACCUACCAUUAACAUCUACACACUGUACAUCUUUGUAUAAACGAAUAGGUUGUGCCUAA